This is a messenger RNA of Amborella trichopoda, 711 nucleotides long. NCBI's taxonomy places the organism in Eukaryota, Viridiplantae, Streptophyta, Magnoliopsida, Amborellales, Amborellaceae. The record is from RefSeq and is a predicted model, not a curated record.
AUGUGGACGAUAUCAUUGUCAUUGGCAAUACCUGCUACCAUCACCUCUCUCAAGCAAGUUCUUCAUUUUCGUUUCCACUUGAAAGAUAUUGAGCUUCUUAAAUAUUUUCUUGGCAUUGAGGUUGCUCGCUCUAAAAAGGGCAUUUACAUCACCCAACGUAAAUACACCUUGGAGAUUAUUGAAGAAUUUGGGCUUCUUGGGGCACGUCCUAUUCAUCUACUCACGGAACAACUCCAUAAACUCAAUGUUACUACUGUUGAUCUUCUAUCUAACCCUACUAUGCAUCGAAGAUUUAUUGGCCAACUCAUACACUUAACCAUCACCACGCCCGACAUUGUCUAUUAUGUCCACAUCCUUAAUCAGUAUAUGAGCCAACCUGGCAAACCACAUCUUGCAGCGGCCUUGUUCCUAGUUCAAUAUUUGAAGUUAUCUCGACCUUCUGAUAGUGCCUUUCAAUUACGAGUUUUUUGUGACUCUGACUUGGCAAGCUGUCUUGAUACACAUCGCUCUACCACUGAAUAUUUUUCCAUAUUAGGAAACUCUCUGUUAUCCUGGAAGACGGAGAAACAACACAUGAUCCCUUGCUCUUAUGUUAAGGCAGAAUACCGUGUCAUGGCAUCUACAAGUUGUGAAAUUACAUGGCUCCGCAUUCUUCUUUGUGACUUGGGUGUUUAUCAUUCAAAACCAGCCUUCGUGUUUUGUGACAACUAA